This is a messenger RNA of Colias croceus (clouded yellow), 1491 nucleotides long. Its product is annotated as U-scoloptoxin(01)-Cw1a-like. Gene Ontology annotation, cellular component: extracellular region. The record is from RefSeq and is a predicted model, not a curated record. The coding region runs from base 114 to 524 and encodes 136 amino acids. Gene Ontology annotation, molecular function: chitin binding. NCBI's taxonomy places the organism in Eukaryota, Metazoa, Arthropoda, Insecta, Lepidoptera, Pieridae. The transcript has 5 exons.
AAUCGAGCAAUGAUUAUAAAACAUGUAAGUGUAGUACACAAUAGUUCAGUUGUUGUCUAGUUGUACCGGAGUGUGGUGUGUACUGUGCAUAACAUUCAUAAAAAAACGAAAAAAUGAAGCCAUCACGAUUUUGCAGUUUACAAGUCGGAUCUGUAGGUGUCCUAGCCCUAUUUCUAUACCUGAUUGAUUAUUCUAUAGCUUCCUUAGACGGCUACAUACCAGGCGAAGACUAUCCAGCAUUCGAGGAGGUGCCUAAUGGCCUGGCUUUCACCUGCGAUGACAAGAUACCUGGAUAUUAUGCUGACCCGGAGACACAGUGCCAAGUAUGGCAUUGGUGCGUACCAACGAUCGGUGGUAACAUACAAUACUCGUUCCUGUGUAACGCUGGCACUGUGUUCAACCAGAGGACGAGGGUCUGCGAUUGGUUCUUUAAUGUGGAUUGUCCCAGCGCGCCAGCUUUCUAUGGAAUUAACGAGGACCUGUACAAAGACGAGGCUGGAAACUUGAUCGCUGGCAAAAAGUAGUAUUAGUUUAUAAUGUUUAGUAUUAUGUUAAGUUUCAUAGUUACCACGAUUUGCUCAUCAAAGUUUUAAAAUAAAACGCCUGACACAAUUUAUUAGCAAUCACGCCGAUCGUAAUGAUUGAGUUUAUUUUCUGUCAGGCGCUUCAAAUUUAACAUAUUAACCCAAUUACACCAAUAUUCAUACAAUUAUUUAUAUAUCACCCAUAUAUUUACAUAAGUAUAUUAUUUACUAACAAUUUAUAUAUUUCAGGACAUAUAAAACUGACAAUACAUUCGACAAAAGACGACUAUUAGCACGGCUUAGGCAUAACGUUCAACAGAAUAACAUAUUGACAACGUGAAAAACAAGUGACGACUAAUUUAUUAACCUGAAUUUAUUGGUACAAUGAUAAUCUUAUUCUGGCAAAGUUAUUAUGGCGAGGGUCUAUUUCAACAAUCCUUUUCGACAAAUUGAAAUAAUUUGACAAAAUUAUUAGUGACAUAAUUUUUGGGUCAUAUAGUUGGCUCGCUAUAAUAGCUUUGUUGAAUUAUUAUUGCGCUCAUUUCUCAAUUAUCAAAGAAAGAUAAGACAGUUAAUCUUUCUUUCGGUUUAAAUAACAUGAGAAAGCAUUUUACUUUGAGUAGAUUUGAAUGUUUAUUAUAGAAAUAGAUCGAUAAUUGUAUAUUCUGUAAAUAACGAUUUUAACGAAUGUCUGUUUGUUUGUGUCAAAAACUACUGAACUGCUUGUUGUGAUGUUUUAAUAACACCAUGAAAAUCAUAGCUAAUCAAUCUCAAAACUUCUAUGUAACUCUUUUAAAUAAAACCAUAACACACAAGCUCUAGGCUAAGAUAUUGGUAUUCAAUAGGUUUACUAAUAUGACUAACACACUAAACUGUAAACUCUUAUCACAUACUAUCAUCAGAAAUUCAUUAAUAACACAAAAUAAAUUAAAUUUAUUGAUUUAAAAAAAAUGAAUACAAAUCUAAA